This is a messenger RNA of Alligator mississippiensis (American alligator), 8100 nucleotides long. RefSeq names its product natural killer cell triggering receptor (gene NKTR). The transcript has 13 exons. Gene Ontology annotation, cellular component: nucleus. The record is from RefSeq and is a predicted model, not a curated record. Gene Ontology annotation, biological process: protein peptidyl-prolyl isomerization; protein folding. NCBI's taxonomy places the organism in Eukaryota, Metazoa, Chordata, Crocodylia, Alligatoridae. Gene Ontology annotation, molecular function: peptidyl-prolyl cis-trans isomerase activity. The coding region runs from base 1701 to 5831 and encodes 1376 amino acids.
GUAAUGGAAAAGGAGGUGAAUCUAUCUAUGGGGGAUAUUUUAAAGAGAAUGUGGUCUUUUGCAAAAUGAAAAGGUAAGAGACAAAAGCUCAGUAACACAAAUUCAAACUCUGUUCCCUUUUACCCUUCCUAAUAAAUAUUAUAGACAACUGAUUAAAUAUCAGUUUUGUGGAUGGAUAUCUGUAUUGCUUGGAGAAGUGAAGAAUUCUGUAUCUAACCUUUUUGAGGGGUACUGAUUGAUUUGAAGAUAUAAUACUUGGAAUUAUUCUCAGAUCUGAACAGUUGUCAUUUCUUUAAAGCACCUCCCUUUUUUCCUCUCUAAGGUUUGUAUUUUUCGGGUUUGAUUUCUAAAAAUACUUGGCCGUGUUGAUACUCCACACAAGGUACUAAUUUGCUUGCCUAUACUAGGUAAAUAAAUUCAUCGUUCACUUUCUUUCUAAAGCUUUUUCUUGGAAAGAAAGAGGUGAGAGAGUUUUAUUAUGGUAUUUGGUUCUUUUAAGAGACAGGGUAUGGUAUAAUUCUUAUUUUGUGAAGGCUGGGAAGUCCCUGUGGUGUUCCACUGUUGAAAUAAGCUUUUCCACAACAGCUGGAUGUUUCAAGUGUUGUGUGUAGCUCUUUGCAAUUUAGAUGCAUGCUCUGAAGCUUCUGUAGUAUAAGAAGUCAUGGUUAGGUGUCAGAAUAUGCAGCGUCUACAUGAGGAUGUCAUGUAGCUGCUUCUGAUUUUAAACAGUUAUACAUUUUUCUUUCGAAGGAAAAUGCUGAGAUUAGUAAAUGCUAACAAUUUGCUAUUGUAUCUUUUGGCAGACUUAAAGAUUAAUGGUACAGCUUUUAAGUCUGUAAUAUGAGGUUGCGCAUGGUAGAUUUUACUGAAAUAUUUUUCUAAAAUUAAUGUUGUUUUACUGAUUGCGUUUUGCUUGCACAACUGCAGGUUAGUUUACUUAAUUCAUUGCACUCAAUGAUGCAUUUUUAUAUUUUCAAUAUUAAUUAUGUGUUCUAUCACUUGGGUGAAGAGCAGACAUGUUGUACUGUUUCUCAUUCAGUUAUCCCUAUGAAUUUAACUUCCUUUUGCAUUUUGAGACUUCAAGUGUGGAUUCAGUAGGUUUGCUGUACCUCCAGAUGCGCCCUAACAGGGAGCAAGCUAUUUGAACAGGGUAUUUUCUACCUCCGUGAUGCUCACUCUGAUGGAGAAAUGGUAGCAGUGAACAGGCGCAGCCAUGUUUUAGCAUGGCAAAGGGAGAGGCGGUUAGAAAGGUGGCUUUCCUACAGGAAAUGUUUCAAGUGGUGUAAGCAUUUGAUGCACUAUAAUUGUAUUGAAGGUAGUACCGAAACCUUUGAAAUUGCAUUUAAAUACAUUAUUUUAAACAAUAUAUUUUGUGCUGUUUCCAGAGCUGUGACUUAUCUAAAAAAAAAAUACCACUGUAUUCUUUGCCUGCUGUUAGAGUUAACAAUUAUAACAAUUAUCUGCACUCGUAUUUUUAGAGGUUUGAUUAGAUUUAAAUUUUCUUUCUUUUUUUUCCUUUUUUUUUAAGUGUUCAGAUUUUCUUAGUGAGCAGCUGAAGAUUUUCUCCUUGUACUAUCCAUGUGUUACAAGAAAAGAAAAAUAUUAUACCUGUAUUCACCGACAGGAGACUGACUAGUGUGUUUUUUCUUCAAACAGAUGAAAACUUUAUUCUCAAACAUGACAGAGCGUUCCUUUUGUCAAUGGCAAACCGAGGGAAGCAUACCAAUGGUUCCCAAUUUUUCAUAACAACAAAGCCUGCUCCUCAUCUUGAUAGCGUACAUGUUGUCUUUGGACUGGUUAUUUCUGGUUUUGAAGUAAUAGAGCAAAUAGAAAAUCUGAAAACUGAUACUGCAAGUAGGCCAUAUGCAGAUGUACGAGUUAUUGACUGUGGAGUGGUCAUUACAAAAUCAGCAAAAGACGUUUUGGAGAAAAAGAAGAAAGUGUCUUCUGAGUCAGAAGCUUCAGAUUCCUCGUCCAGCUCAUCAACUUCUUCAGAAUCAUCAUCUGAAAGUGAAGUUGAAAAUGAAAGAAGUAGAAGAAGAAAACGUAAGAGAAGAACUAAAACUAAACAGUCAAGAAAGCGAAGAAGAGAAGAGAGGAAGAAAGAAGAGCCAAGGUGUAAACGGUCAUCAAACCAAAGAGGGUAUCAUUCUGACAAGAGCGAUGCAAAUGAGAGAUCAGUUGAUGCAACUACGAAAAGGGACAAACCUGUGGUACGUCCUGAAGAAAUCCCCCCGGUGCCUGAAAAUAGAUUUUUGCUGAGAAGGGACGCACCUGUUGUCAAUGUAGAGCCCGAGCCGAAACUUCUUGAUGUUGCACCAGUAUUGAGUGACCAGAAGCCCUCAGUCUCCAAAUCUGGAAGAAAAAUUAAAGGAAGAGGCACAAUACGAUACCACACCCCACCUCGAUCGCGCUCCUGUUCUGAGUCUGACAAUGAUGAGAGCAGUGAAACCCCUCCUCAUUGGAAAGAAGAAAUGCAAAGAUUAAGAACAUACAGAGAACCCAGCGGAGAGAAAUGGAGUAAAGGAGACAAGUUGAGUGAUCCUUGUACAAGCAGAUGGGAUGAAAGAAGCAUGUCCCAGAGAUCAAGAUCUUGGUCGCAUAAUGGCUAUUCUGAUCUUAGUACUGUAAGAUAUACCAACUAUCACAAAAAGCACCGAAAAGAGAAAAAGAAGGCAAAACACAAAAAGAAGUCCAAGAAGCAAAAACAUUUCAGGAAACAUAAACAAACUAAAAAAAAGAAACCUUCACUCUCAUCGGAGGUAGAAUCCUCUCGUUCUUCCACCAGGAAGGCGAAGUUGUCUUGUGAUAAAGAGAGGAAGUCACGUUCUUCCUCAUCUUCUAGACACUCAUCUAGAAGAGACUGGUCUAAAUCUGACAAAGACGAUCAGAGUUCAUCAACUUUAUCAAGCAGAGAUUCCCGAUCAUACUACAGGUCCAGGUCCAGGUCCAGGUCUAGGUCUAGAUCCAGAUCCAGAUCCAGAUCAUAUUCCCGAAGAAGUUCUAGGUCAAGAACAGCAUCUAAAUCAUCGCGGUCUCGAAGCAGAUCAAGAUCUAGCUCUAACUCGAGGCACCAGAAGACUGUCCCCAGUUCAUCACGGAAUACUGGAGCACGGUUAAAUGAAAAUAAGCCAAACAAGACUGAACCUGUAAGAGCAGCAAUACCACAGAGUGAUAAAGUUGUAGUACCCCCAGUUGUAACUGAAAGCCUUCCAGUUAUACCCUUAAGUGACAGUCCUCCACCUUCCAGAUGGAAACCUGGACAGAAGCCCUGGAAGCCAUCUUAUGAGCGAAUUCAGGAAAUGAAAGCUAAAACAACCCAUUUAAUGCCUGCACAAAGUAGUUACAAUUUAGUAAAUAUUAAGGAAGCUAAUACUACUUCCUCCUACCAUAAGCAACGCAAGAGUUCAGAGAGCGAGCGAAGUGGCUAUUCAAAGUAUCGUAGUGACAGAAGUUCAGAUAGUUGGCCAAGAUCAAGGAGCAGAUCUUCUCGAAGUAGAUCCUACUCUAGAUCAUAUACAAGAUCGAGAAGUCCAUCUAGUUCAAGAACAAGAUCUCGGUCAACUGGCAGAUCCCAGUCAAUAAAUAAAUAUCGCAGUGACCAGUCAGGCUACAGCGGGUCUUCCUCAUAUUACUCCCUUAGUGAUGAAGAUCGAGGCAGAAGCAAAAGAAAAUCUGAGUCAAGUGAACAAAACUUCCAAUCGCUUAAGAAAAGGCAGAAAAGUAGCUCUGAAAGUACUCUUCCUUACAAAAGCUCUAAAGACUAUGACGAGUCGUCUCAAGGGCGAAAAGGAAGUGCGAGUAGGUCAUCUUCAGACUUUUCUACAGACAGCGAGCAUUCUGGUAGAGUCCAGACGGCCCAAGAAAAAGAAGGCCAUUUUCAGUCAGAAGGGGAGAAUCCAAAACGGGAUAAGAAUAAUCUGACUUCCGACAGAGCUGAGGAAAAAGCGAAGAGUGACUGGGAUAGUGCCCGUUCUAAAACAAAAACCUUCAAGGAGAGAUCUUCAGAGCGGCCUAGAAGUGGUGCCAAGACCAGAAGAAAAUCCUAUUCAGGCAGCAAGUGGGACUCCGAAUCAAAUUCAGAAAGAGAUGAAACUCGAAAUGGUCGAGAUGAGUCUAGGCCUUCAUCUAGCAAAGAGGAAGGUGAGGCUUCCUCGGGAUCUGAUACGGAAGUUGGUCCUGUCAAAAGCAGGGUGAAAACGAAAGCAAAUUCUUCAGAAGGGUUCCUGGAUUCGGAUCGUACUUGGAAGACAAGCAAACGGCAGUCCUCCUCUUCAGAGUCAGAGAGUUCCCACUCUAGUUCAGCAAAUAUUAGAGGAAAGACCAAAAAACAUAAGCAUGCAUCCAAAAAAACUCUGAAGAAGUCACAUUCCAGAAAAGCCAAAGAAAAAUCAAAGGGGAAAAAAGAAAAGAAGCGUAAGGUUCAAAAACAAAAGGAAGCGUUUCACUGGCAGCCGCCACUGGAGUUCGGUGAGGAGGAAGAGGAGGAUGCGAAUGAGCAGCCAGUUACCAGGGAUGAAAAGGAAAAGCAAGUUGCCAAGGACAUUACAGAAAAGAAUCAACAAACUUGUGAAAACAGUGACCUGUGCCAAGAUAAAAAUGAAAAGGAUGAAAAGUCUUGUGGAGCUGAAAACCUCGCAAGUAAAAAUGUUGCUUGCAGCUCAUCACCGGACCAUAGUUACUUUAGUAAAGAAGACGGUGAAAAGAGCACUUCAGCUGCAACCUCAAAUCCAGAGAUAAAUGCGACGGCUCCAAACGGCAAUCUUAAAAACGCCGAAGUAAGUAACCAGAAUGGGUCGGAAGAUGUCUUACAAACAGAUGACAACAUGGAGAUUUGUACUCCAGAUCGUAACUCUCCUGGGAAGGUAGUUGUGAACAUCUUGUCUCCCGUCAACCUGAAUGCUAAGCCUCAGACUUCGGAUACUAGUGUGAGCAAAGAUUUACAAACUGAGAGCCCGGAACUGAGCACUGCCAAACAGGGAAACGUUAGGGAAUUGAUCAACAUGAAAGAAAAAAGAGAAAUAGGAAAACAAGAUAGUAACUCUGUCACUAUGCCCAUUGCUGUGGAAAAUGCCGUGAAAACCGAAAUAGGUGAAAGCACACAAAGCAGUAUGAUAGAUAACAAAUGGAAACCUCUGCAAGGUGUAAGCAAUCUACAGUCCGCUACUAAUAAUAGUGCUGUAGAAGUUAAAAGCACUGCUUCGGCACCUGAGUCUAAACCGCAAGGCUUAAGAAUAGAAAUAAAAAGUAAAAAUAAAAUCCGGCCUGGAUCUCUGUUUGAUGAAGUUAGAAAAACAGCACGACUAAAUCGAAGGCCAAGAAACCAAGAAAGCUCAAGCGAAGAACAGUCUCCAAGUAGAGAUGACAACAGCCAGUCCAGGAGCCUGAGUAGGUCACGAAGUAAAUCUGAAUCUAAAUCCAGACAUAGAACAAGAUCUCUAUCCUACAGUCAUUCACGAAGUCGAUCACGGAGUUCCACUUCCUCUUAUAGGUCCCGAAGCUAUACAAGAAGUCGAAGCAGGGGAUGGUACAGUAGGGAUCGGUCAAGAAGUCGGAGUAGCUCGUACCACAGUUACAAGAGUCGGAGUCGAACCUAUAGUAGAAGUCGAUCCAGAAGCAGUUCAUAUGAUCGUCACAGUCGAUCCAGUAGGUCAUAUACCUAUGAUAGUUACUAUAGCAGAAGUCGUAGUCGAAGUAGAAGUAAAAGGAGCGACAGCUAUCGCAGAUCUCGAAGCUAUGACCGACGGUCCAGGUCUUCUGGCUCCGACAGUGAGAGUGACCGUAGUUACUCUAACAAUCGAAGUCCCAGCGAAAGUAGCAGAUACAGUUGAAAAUGUUUCCUUGGCAGUGUAGAUUGUGUUUACUAAUUCUGUAUCCAUGUUGUUAAAUACCUAUGACCUCUCAGUGCCAGAAGUGGAAAUGAAGGAUAUUUACUAAGCUGGGUGAAACCUGCUUAUUUUAACAAAAGUUUCACAGGAUGCAUGCACGUGAACGGAAACGUUGAGCACAAAUAACUCAAGUUAUUUUGUUUGAUUGAUUUACUUUUUUAUAUAUUCUUCCCAAUUUUUUUGUUUUAAUCAAAUUUUCUAAGCCAGGAGAUGAUAUUUAUGUAAAUUUGCUGGUAUUCCUUUUUGGGGUGCAGCAGCCUGUACUGUCUCAAAGUAUCCUUUUGGCUCUCAGCCUGUUAAUCGAAAAUACAUACCGACAACUGUAAAACUGUGAAGAAAAAUACUUAGAAAAGGCUGCCAUCUGCGUAGCUUAUUAAAAUGCUUUUGAAAAUGCUGGAGCAUUAAUUCAUUAGUAUCUUGUACAUUCUCUGUUAAUCAAACAGCUAGAUGAUGAAAACAAAGGCUGCCGUUCUGUCUUAACUCUCACCCCAUUGUACGUUGGCAUUGGAGAGGUAGAGGAAAGCGAUGAGAUGCACCGUGCAGACUGCAGUAUUGCGGCUCAGUGUGCAAAGAAAAAGAUCAUUCAACUUUUGAUUCUUCACUUGCUUAAGAACUCAAACGUUCUAAAGUGAUUUUUGUGACACUUAACAUAAAGGUUUUCAAAUAAGAAGACCUUGCUUCUAAGCAGUGCUAUUUCAAAUACAUGUUACUGUGCUAGGUGCAUGUCACUGCAUCUCUGAAGUUGAACAUUAUUUUAAACCUUUGAGUUGUAUCACAAAAAAAAAACCCCAAAACAGUUUGAUGGAGUAAAACAUAAUGGCUCCUUCUGAACUGUUUGUAGAGAGAACAUUGUUAAAGGUGCAUCCCUCUAUUGUAGAGGGAUAUAUAGAUAUGGGACUAUGUACUGUUAAUCUGUAAAAUGCUAUUACUGUAAAAAUACUAACGCCUAAUAAAAAACGUGUAUGGUACUUUGGACAUUUAAUACCAAAAAUGAGUCCACAUAUCAAUGAAUUGUUUGUAAAAGGUUUGUUUUUAAAUUGGGGCGCAUUUACUAAUUCUUCAAAUGUUCUGAUUCAGUUCAUUAUAAUUACUUGUAAAUUGUUCAAGUGUUUAGGAAUAUGUAUACUAAGCAGUGAUCUUUUCAUUUUUUUUUUGAAAACUGGGUUAAUAAUGGAAAAAUCUGACUAACAUAGCUUUAGCAGUGCAACUGAGUACUGACGUAUUAUAGCAUGCCUUACUAAUUUUCUGUAAUUAUUUUGAGAUGCUUUGGUUUUUCCUCAUAAGUUUUGAAACAGUCAGAAUAUUUUUUUAUCCCAUCAGGAAACAAGCGCUUUGAAAUGUAGAAGUUUUGUUGUAACUUUUGUUUUUCUCAUAGUUAUCAACUCUCACACUUUGAUAGCAUGGAAGUACUAAAAAUUAGGUUCCCGGCUGAAACAUGCAAGGGACUUCAAUAUUUUCACCUUUCAUUUCAUCACGUGUUGCACUCUGCGUUCUGUUUGUGUCACAGGCUCACUUGAUAUGCAAGAUCCUGGGGAUACCCUACAGUGGCCCAAUGGAGAUACUAAUAUCCAGAUUUCAAAUGGCUCUUAAUCCCAAUUUUGUCAUUAAAUCCCUCUAAUUAAACCCUUUUAACUCUUUCUUAUAAACUCAAAAAAGAGGUUAUAUAUGCAAAAUCCAUACUUUAUAAAUUAUAGAAAUAGAUGUUUAAUGUUAAAAAGCAUUGCAUUCUAGCUUUUUUUUUGUGUGUGUUUACACAACCUUUUUUAAUAAGGUAACAAUAUGCUGUACACAGUUGUGAAGCAGGUAUUUUGUUGUGAACUGUACAUGAUACAGCUCCAUAAGAUUGCUCCCAGGCUAUGACUUCUGCCAUGUUUCUGGUCAGAGUUUAUCUGUGAAGCUGGGAAAAUAUUGUACAAGAAAGAGACUUGUACAAUUUUAUUAUUAUUAUUAUUUUUUUUUUUGCAGCAUACUUUUGACUGCUGUUGUAUUUAAAAGAUUUUAAUGGUUCACAUCAGAAAUUGUUAACUUUAUAAAGGGAGGCACUCUGUUUUUCUAUUUUUAUUUUAAAUAUUGUAUUACAUUAAAUUGUGUUUCUAAUAGAAAAUGCACCAUUAAGCUGGUUUUAUAAUGUCUGUUUACUUAUUGUAAAUUUGUUUUUCUGAAGCAGUUGGUAUUUGAAAAUGUAAAAUAAACUUUUGUACAUACCUGCAAA